AUGGGUAGAGGCAGAGGGAAAGGGAAAAAGUUUACUGUAACAAAUCACGAUGAUCCUGAAAGUGGUGAGGAAGAAAAAAUUCCUGCACAGAAGAGACGGGGAAGGCCCCAGAAACCAAUCGUUGAUGAGAUUGAGGAAGAAGAAGCUGAAAAGAUAGAAGAGGAAGACACCGAAAAUGCAAAGAAUGGUGUGCCUAGCAAAGAUAUCAAAAGUUCAAGUGCAGCAGAGAAUGGGAAGAAGAGGAAGCGGAAUCCACAAGUGAAGGAGAAGUCAGAUUCAGUAAAAGACGAAAAUGGCCCCAGAUCAAGCACUGAGGAUUCUACCAAGUCCAAUGGUUUUCGUCACAAUGGGAGCAGGCGGAAAAACAAGCCUCGUCGAGCCGCCGAAGCAGGUGUUGAGUGCAAAUGA
This is a messenger RNA of Ilex paraguariensis (yerba mate), 408 nucleotides long. The record is from the annotation of a GenBank genome assembly. NCBI's taxonomy places the organism in Eukaryota, Viridiplantae, Streptophyta, Magnoliopsida, Aquifoliales, Aquifoliaceae.